AUGAAACCCGACAAUCUUGCAUCGCAUCCAUCACAGAAUGAUAUCGACGAGGUCGAAAUUGAGGUGAAGUUUGUUGGACUGAACUUUCGCGAUGUCAUGGUCGCAUUAGGCAUUAUGUCAAACAAAAACGAAUUGGGAAUGGAGGCCAGCGGUAUUGUACGAAAAUGCGGUCCUGGUGUUAAGCAAUUCCAGCCGGGAGAUAGAGUCGUAAUAAGCGGCCCUGGAGUGUUUCGCACACAUGCUGUUGUCUUUACAAGCAAAUGUGCACUUCUGCCGCCAUCGCUUUCAUUAGAAGAUGCCGCUUCUAUACUUGUAGUUUACAUUACAGCACUUUACUGCCUCAUGGAUAUUGGGAGAUUGGAGAAAGGACAGUCUGUGCUGAUCCAUGCGGCUUGUGGGGGAGUCGGUCUAGCUGCCGUGCAGCUAUGUCAGAUGGUUGGAGCAAGGAUCUACGCCACCGUCGGCAGUGAGCAGAAAACACAGUAUCUAAUAGAUAAUUUCGGCUUGGCUCGACAGCAAGUAUUUAGCUCACGUGACACGUCCUUUCUUCCCAAGCUGAUGCAGGAGACUCAUGGCCAAGGUGCUGACAUUGUCCUCAAUUCACUGGCUGGAGAGCUUCUUCAGGCGUCUUGGAAAUGUGUUGCCGAAUUUGGCAAGAUGAUAGAAAUUGGCAAGAGAGACUUCAUGGAGCAUGGUACAAUAGGUCUAAAGCCAUUUGGGAGCAACCGGGCAUUUUUCGGCGUCGACCUAAUUCGCCUUAGCGAAAAGCCGGGGUUUACUGACAGACUCUUCCGACAAGCACUGCGACUAUACGAAGAAGGGAAGAUAUCCCCAAUUCGCCCCCUAGCGGUGGUAUCCGGCACUGACACUCCCGAGGCAUUUCGCUCCCUACAGCAGGGUCGGCAUUUGGGGAAACUUGUGGUGAAGAUGCCAGGCACAUCCCGAACGGGUCUGAUGGCAAGAUUUCGAUACCAAGUAAGGCUGUCACCCAAUGCAUCCUACAUUCUUGUUGGUGGCCUUGGGGGUAUUGGACGUAUAAUGGCUUCCUGGAUGGUGGAGCGAGGUGCUCGAAACCUGAUUUUCCUAUCCCGAUCAGCGGGAGAGACCAGCAAGGACAGGUCGUUCAUUCGUGAGCUCGAGGUCCAGGGCUGUACAGCUAUCACGAUGACAGGAGACGUGGCUGUUAUGGGCGAUGUCCGGGCUGCAAUCCAUGGUUGCCCUUUGCCAGUUGCGGGAGUCCUUCAGCUUUCUAUGGUAGUUCGGGACCAAUUCAUACCUGACAUGAGCCAUACGGACUGGCAAGAUACUCUUUCCGCCAAGGUCACAGGCACGUGGAAUCUUCAUCAUACAUUAACAGAGUGCAACGCCAACCUUGACUUCUUCGUUGUUUGUGGCUCCAUAACGGGCGUUAUGGGCAAUGCUGGACAGGCGAACUACUCAGCAGCGAAUGCAUUUGUGUCUUCAUUCGCCCAGUAUCGCCGACAAAAGGGACUUCCAGCCUCUGUGGUGAAUUUAGGAGGAGUUGAUGAUGUGGGAUUCUUAGCAACGCAGGAUAUCAAGCUUCGCGAGAGAAUGCGCUCAGGAUCAGUCCGACUGUUGAGUGAGCAAGAGGUUAUGGAUGCAUUUGAGAUUGCCAUCUUCCAUUCAAGCCCCAGACAAAGCGCAAAGCCUCCUGAGCCACUCCGUAUAGAAGGCAAUCUGAUUGUUGGGAUGAGUAGCACAAAGUCUCUUGCUGACCCUUCGGUUCGCCCCUUGUGGGGACAAGAUGCACGUUUCCGUUUCUACGAUAAACUGGACUUGCAACAAGGGCCAUCUCAUGACAAGUUGGAAGGUGCCGCUCGUCUCCGUAAUAUGCUUGCUACUCUUGAGAAAGAACCUGAGAUACUGAAUGAUCUUUCCCAAAAGAAGCAGUUUGUAGUCGAGACUGUCAAAGCUAUCCAAGAGUAUUCGGCUUUUGCGCGUGGUCAGACCUACCACCAGGUGGCUACCAUGCCUAUCGACUCUCUUAUGACUGUCGAAAUUCGAAACUGGACCCGCCGCUUUCUGAGAUUGGACCUAUCACUGGUAGCGAUUACCAAGGCAGCCACUAUUGAGGGGUUGGGUGAACUCUUAUUCGAAACCAUGCGCUCUAAAUACCUGAAGUAG
Molecule: messenger RNA, 2145 nt
Organism: Aspergillus pseudotamarii
Lineage: Eukaryota; Fungi; Ascomycota; Eurotiomycetes; Eurotiales; Aspergillaceae
Product: type I polyketide synthase
Exons: 7
Coding region: 1-2145 (714 amino acids)
Biological process (GO): fatty acid biosynthetic process; secondary metabolite biosynthetic process
Molecular function (GO): fatty acid synthase activity; oxidoreductase activity
Source: RefSeq, a predicted model, not a curated record